Molecule: messenger RNA, 3904 nt
Organism: Scophthalmus maximus (turbot)
Lineage: Eukaryota; Metazoa; Chordata; Actinopteri; Pleuronectiformes; Scophthalmidae
Gene: polk
Product: polymerase (DNA directed) kappa
Exons: 14
Coding region: 968-3625 (885 amino acids)
Biological process (GO): error-prone translesion synthesis
Cellular component (GO): nucleus
Molecular function (GO): damaged DNA binding; DNA-directed DNA polymerase activity
Source: RefSeq, a predicted model, not a curated record
AGCUGAACAGAGUCACGGCCACACCGGAUGUCUCACAUGUCUGCCCUUCAAUUAAAAUCACACAACUGCAUCGGGAAUCUUAUGAAAAUCCAGCCGCACAGGCGCGUGACUUUAUUUUAAUUGGCAAAAGACUAGUCCUCUAAUAUACAUAGUUGAUAACACGGUUGUUGUUUUGUGUCUGAAGUGCCGUAGAACAUUCAGUGACACGCGUUUAUUUUGAAAGAAAAAAAAAAAAAAAGAAAAAAAAAACCGGAAACAAUAAUUUUAUUUCGGCUAACUUGACUUGGAAAAUGACAACGUAUGAUAUCCCAUUUAUGAAACAUCUAUCUAGAUCAACAUGCUUUCAGGUUACAUAUUUUUUAUUUAAUGUUUGUGCGCAGUUUUCUGUCAGUGCACCAGUUUCUCUGAGUGUCCCCCUCUCUAUAACCACAAGGGGUCGCUGUAGUAGGGCAUCUGGACAUUUGAUAAAUCCAGAUUGAUAUCACAUCCAAAAUAUUGUGUUUGUUACUUUCACGUUUGUCUGUUUCGUUGGUUUAAAUUAAGGCUUAUUUAAAAGCGGUAAAUAUUACAUUCAGCUUCCAUUCCAACCAGAUCUCAAUUGCCCGCUCAGUGGGACUAAACUAUCCUAAAUGGUAAAUUCAGUAAUUUUCAAAAAACAAGCCCCGCCUCUUCCGUCGAUGACGCAUGUACGCGGAAGUGCCGCUAAAUCUUGUUUCAAAACAUGUAGAGGCGUGAUCAUCAGACAGCUGAGAGAAGUUGAUUCUUAAUCCACUUUCCUGCUUAUAGUGAAAUGAUCGACUUCUGAAUUAAUGUUCGAUUAUUCGAAGGCGCAGAUAUAAUGGGACACAUCAUAGCUACGUAAUCUUACAGCUUUGUCAACUCACUUCAGAAGAGAGUUAAGAUCGUUUUAAAGUAGGUCACACUGCCCUAGAACGAAUCUUUCCCGAUUAGGAGUCCUUUCUGCAGGAUGGACAAUGGGGUUGCAUCCACCAAGGGAGAGGGCUUCCUCUCCAGAAUGGCCCUCAAUGACAACAAGGCUGGUAUGGAGGGUCUUGACAGGGACAAGAUCAACAAGAUCAUCAUGGAGUCAUCCAAGGGAUCAAGGUUUUAUGAGAAUGAGCUGAAGAGAGAGCAGCAGGUGAACCAGCGCAUUGAGAAAAUGAUGCUACAAAAGGCACAGGUCACAGAGCAGCAACUACAGAAAGCACAAGCUCAGGUAGACAGGAUGGCCUCGGCGGUGGAGAAGACCCGUGAUUUAAGCCGUGUGAUUGUGCAUGUGGACAUGGACGCUUUCUACGCGGCUGUGGAGAUGAGAGACUGCCCUGAGCUGAAGGACAAGCCCAUGGCUGUAGGAUCCAUGAGCAUGCUGUCAACAUCUAACUACCAUGCCAGGAAGUAUGGAGUCCGAGCUGCAAUGCCCGGGUUCAUUGCAAAAAAACUCUGCCCGAACUUGGUCAUUGUUCCAACUAACUUUGAUAAAUACAGAGCCGUGAGUGACGAGAUCCGGGAGAUUUUUGCAGACUAUGACCCUCACUUCCAGCCGAUGAGCCUGGAUGAAGCCUAUCUGGAUUUCACAGACCACCUGCACCAGAGACAGCACUGGCCAGAGUCCUCUCGUACACAUCGCUUGCGCGGCAGCAGCGCUACAACAGAUGAAGAGCAGUCUGAGCUUCCCCAGGGGGCAGUGCCAGAGGUGAAAGACCUCUCUCCCAUCCUGUUUGAGGACAGCCCGAGCUCCUCUCCCUGCUUGCCUGGCUCUGAUGGCAUCGCUGCUGCUCCUGGUUUUGGUGCUUUCGAGGUGUUUGGGACAUCUGUGGAGGAGGCCGUGAGAGAGAUGCGCUUCCGCAUUGAGCAGAAGACCACGCUGACUGCCAGUGCAGGCAUCGCUCCAAACAUGAUGCUUGCCAAGGUGUGCAGUGACAAGAACAAGCCCAACGGCCAGUACAGACUCCCCCCCACCAGAGCGGCAGUUAUGGACUUCAUCCAGAGUCUUCCAGUUCGCAAAGUUUCUGGCAUAGGGAAAGUGAGUGAGAAGAUGCUGAACGCUCUGGGCAUCAGUAGCUGUUCUCACCUUGGACAGCAGAUGGCGCUGCUGUCGUUGUUGUUCUCUGAGACCGCCUGGCAUCAUUUGAUGCAGGUUUCCCUGGGUCUGGGCUCCACAUAUAUACCAAGUCACGAAGAAAGAAAAAGCAUGAGCACAGAAAGGACAUUCAAAGAACUGAAUAAAGCGGAGGAACAAUUUUCUUUAUGCAGGGAGCUUUGUGGGGAUUUGGCAGAAGACAUGAAGAAAGAAGAUCUGAAGGGUAAAACGGUAACACUGAAGCUUAAGAAUGUGAAAUUUGAGGUGAAAACCAGGGCACUGACGCUGCCGUAUGCUGUGGCUACAGUGGAUGAGAUCUUUGCUGUUGCUAAGGACCUACUGAAGACAGAAAUGGAAAAUGAAAGCCCCCAGCCACUCAGACUGAGGCUCAUGGGUGUUCGACUUUCUGCUUUUGUCAGUUCGGAUGACAAAAAGCCUCUGCAGAAGAGCAUCAUUGGCUUUCUUCAACCAGGCAAGACAGACUCCAGUGGCUCUGUGCAAAGAAUGCAUCAAAAACCUGAGAAGGAGCAUCUCUGUAAUCAGCCCGUCCAAACUUGGACCGUUGCUUGUGUUCCUACAACGCAGACAUGUGAGAAACUGGAGGAAGUUCCGUGGCAGGGCAAGCAUAGGGGGUUAGAGGGAGGCCAGACUGGUGAGCAACCCCAACAGUCUUUCUUCCAAAGAGCCCAGACUAAAAGAUUGCAACUCAAGGCAGCAAAUUCAUGUACACAAGUGGAAGGACACGGGUUAAACACUUCCUCCAUAGGCUCUCGUGCUCAAAAUGGUGCAGAGUCUUCAGCAAGAGCCAUUGAGAGUAUCCCCUCAGAUCUGGCAGAAAAUGACUUUGUUGCCCAGGAAGAAGCCAAAGCAUCCACAUCAGGAUGUGGUGUCACAGCGUCGGAGAGCCUCACCUGUCCUGUGUGUUUCAGGCAGGUGGAGACGACUGAUUUGAAUGCCUUCAACGCACACAUAGACCAGUGUCUAAGUGAAUCUUCAAGACCGCCAAAUCCAAGCACAUCUCCGGAUUUGGACUUCGAGAAUGACCAUAAAGGAUGUAAGGUGGUGGGAAAAUGGAGGGAGGAGUGUGAGGCGGAAGAGGAGAAAGCAAAGAGGAGCGAAGAGUUGGAGGUGAACAGGUUCGAUCCUCGACUGCAUCCCCCCUCGAAAAAAGAUGAUUGUGCUCAAACAGCUUUUUCGAUCACUGACGACAAGACUGUGACCUCGCAACAGCCUCUGUCAUGUGGUGAAAAAGGCCCCGUCCUCACCUGCCCUGUGUGUCAGCUGACCCAGGACACACACGACCUCACCGUCUUCAAUCACCACGUUGACCUCUGCCUGAACCAGGAGGUCCUAAAUGAGCUGGGGGAACGGACGCCACCUUCCAUAAAUCCACCUGCAAACAGUAAGGCCCCAGAUAGAGGCCAUCUCCUGUUGAGGCAAGCGAGUAAAGGCAAAAACAAAAGACAGGACUCGCCUUCCUCUCCUCCUUCAAAGAGGGCCAAAGGCUUCGGCGCUCUCAACACCAUCGACAAGUUCUUCAGGUGACAUCAUCAUCAGGAGGAGCUGGUAAAGUUUUCUUCAGGAAAUGAAAAACUGCUCUUUCCAUUCCCUCGGUUUCACUGGGCGGAUUUUUAGUCAUGCUGUGGACUCUCCAGCUCAAACUGUCAUAUUCAAUAUCUCUUAAAUGCUGUAUCUGUAUUUAAAAUUGCUGAUUUAAGAAAGAAUGUUUUGCACUAAUAUGCCUUAUUGUUUAGUUUUUUUGUCAUACACAAAUGAAAGAUCGUUUGUUUUUAAUUCUGGCAAAUUAAAAGAGAUAUUUAUUGA